Messenger RNA from Anopheles cruzii, 919 nucleotides. It is a transcript of the gene Vti1a, whose product is annotated as vesicle transport through interaction with t-SNAREs homolog 1A. Gene Ontology annotation, biological process: intra-Golgi vesicle-mediated transport; retrograde transport, endosome to Golgi; Golgi to vacuole transport. The record is from RefSeq and is a predicted model, not a curated record. Bases 57 to 707 code for a protein of 216 amino acids. Lineage: Eukaryota; Metazoa; Arthropoda; Insecta; Diptera; Culicidae. Gene Ontology annotation, cellular component: SNARE complex; endoplasmic reticulum membrane; late endosome membrane. Gene Ontology annotation, molecular function: SNARE binding; SNAP receptor activity. The transcript has 3 exons.
UUGAAUGGUGCAAAAUAGGGCAUGAAAAGUAUCCUUUUUCCGUGAUUCAUACACCAAUGGAGCUGGUACAAGAUUACGAACAGCAAUACGCUGUGCAGACGGCUGAAAUUACUGCCCAAAUCGGUCGGAUCGCUGCAUGUAGUGGCGCGGAACGAAACAAACUCAUUUCGGACAUUGACCGCCAGCUGGAAGAAUCACAAGAAUUGCUCGAGCAAAUCGGACUAGAAAUUCGUGACAUCCCGCAGACUUCCCGGGCCGCCUAUACAUCCCGAUUGAACUGCUAUCAGGCCGAAUGGAAACGAUUGCAACAGGAAUUCAACAAUGCAAAGAUAGUGCGCUCGAAGGCGGGUUACGAUUCGUCCGUUGACGAAUUUGACGAAGUCGGCAUACAGGAAGAUCAGAAACGUCGGCUGCUCGAUAACACGGAGCGAUUAGAACGGACCGGCAACUAUCUUAACGAUGCAUACCGGGUUUCGAUCGAAACGGAACAGGUUGGUGCGCAGGUCUUGGCCGACCUGAGCCAACAGCGCGAAACCAUACAGCGGUCACGUGGAAGGCUUCGCGAAGCCGACGCCGAUUUGAGUCGAUCUUCGCGGAUUCUGAACUCAAUGAUAAUGCGUGCAAUGAGGGACAAAUUCAUCCUCGUUGUGGUAGUUGUCGCUAUAUUUCUAGUACUUGUUUUAAGUAUUUAUUUUUCCAUUUCCUAAACUCCAUUGACCGGAGGCAGUCCAGUUGAUUUUUAAUUUGUUUUUUUGCUUUAAACUUGUUAUAUAGCAGCUUAGGUAGGUACGAAAUGCUUUUAGUUAAGCCCCGUUUGAAUGCUUUGUGAUAUGUACCGUUAACAGAUUGUAUUUUACUUUUCUGCUAAAGAAUCCAGUAAAUAUGUUUCCAUUCUAAUGCAGUAUCAUUGAUAGAUAUA